GAAAUUGAAAGAAAUAAUUCAAGUAAAAUAGAAAGUGAUUUAUUUUAUAAUCAAUAUUUAAAUAAAAGAAAACCUGUAGUUUUUAACAAAUUGGCAAAAGAUGGGAAUUGGGAUGCUUUAAAAAAAUGGACACCUGAAUAUUUAUGCAGUAUAAUAGGAAAUGAAGAGGUAGAUGUAAAUAAAUGUUCAUUCAUUGGGUAUAAUAAAGAUUUGAUAAAAAUGAAAUUCAAUGAAUAUUUUUUAUUAAAUGAAAAAUUAAAAAAUAAUAACUCAAAAGGUAAAUUAAUUCAAAACAAAAAAAAAGAUAUUCCCUAUUUAAGAAAUUAUGAAAUGUAUGAUUUUAAAGAUGAAAAAAUAAAUCAAGAUUUUUUUAAUGAUACCAAGGGUGAAUUGCUAUUUAAUAAAGAAAUUCAUGAUACAGUUAUUAAAAGAACAUUCAUCGGUAUAAAAAAUUCAAUAACCCAACUUCACAUAGAUACUGCAGAUAAUUUGGUUACAGUUAUAAAUGGUUCAAAAUACAUUAUUAUGAUUUCACCAUCGGAAGAAUCUUUAUUAAACUAUGAAAAAUUAAAAACUAUUGAAAUAUCGUUUAACAAUGAAAAUGAUGGGGUUCCCGUGGAAAACCAUCCGGGGUUUGAAAGUGUAAAUAAUAUUUAUUAUACAAUUUUAAAUUCGGGUGAAUCAUUAUUUAUUCCUAACGGAUGGUUACAUUAUGUUCAAAAUAUAGACUUUACAAUAAGCACAAGCUGUUGGGGUAAAAAAUUA
This is a messenger RNA of Dictyostelium purpureum, 765 nucleotides long. RefSeq lists its product as uncharacterized. Lineage: Eukaryota; Evosea; Eumycetozoa; Dictyosteliales; Dictyosteliaceae. Gene Ontology annotation, molecular function: 2-oxoglutarate-dependent dioxygenase activity. The transcript is spliced from 2 exons. The record is from RefSeq and is a predicted model, not a curated record. The annotation marks the transcript as partial.